Messenger RNA from Syngnathoides biaculeatus (alligator pipefish), 3833 nucleotides. RefSeq names its product tribbles pseudokinase 2 (gene trib2). The record is from RefSeq and is a predicted model, not a curated record. Lineage: Eukaryota; Metazoa; Chordata; Actinopteri; Syngnathiformes; Syngnathidae. Gene Ontology annotation, cellular component: nucleus. Gene Ontology annotation, molecular function: ATP binding; protein kinase activity; mitogen-activated protein kinase kinase binding. The coding region runs from base 330 to 1370 and encodes 346 amino acids. Gene Ontology annotation, biological process: positive regulation of proteasomal ubiquitin-dependent protein catabolic process; regulation of MAP kinase activity; protein phosphorylation. The transcript is spliced from 3 exons.
UAUAUAUAUAUAUAUAAAAAACUCCAGGCAACAUAAGAGGACAUUAAAGUGCUUUUCGAAGUGGUGGUCCGAGGAUUUCGGGGGUCGUCAUUGGGACGCUUUAGCCGGCUGUCAACGCUGAAUGGGAAAACAAAGGCGAGUCGAGCCAGCUGGUUUUUGCCCCCCUUCUUCUUCUUCUUCUUGCUUGUCAUUCCAUUUCCUCCAAUCCCGCUAACCGAGCGGUACCCCCGGUGCAGCAAACCCCAAUCCACACACCCAUCCCUCCCCCCCCCCCCCCUGAAGAGGAACUGAGCCGAUCCCGGUGGAGCUCUCGCACCAACAUUCCCCCAAUGAACAUACAGAGGUCGCGUCCCAUUAACAUUUCACGUCAUGGACGAUCGCGGCACAAAUCGCACGACUUCGAAGACCUGUCUUGCCUGAGGAGCGCCGCCGAGUCGCCCCAGAGCUUCAGCCCGAACCUCGGCUCGCCCAGCCCGCCGGAGACCCCCGACGCCUCGCACUGCAUCUCCCGCAUCGGGGACUACCUGCUGCUGGAGCCCCUGGAGGGGGACCACGUCUUCAGGGCCGCUCACCUGCACAGCGGCGAGGAGCUGGUCUGCAAGGUGUUCGACGUGGGGCGCUACCAGGACUCUCUGGCGGCCUACUUCGCCCUGGGCCGCCACCAGCACAUCAACCAGGUCCUGGAGGUCCUGCUGGGCGAGACGCGGGCCUACGCCUUCUUUGAGCGCAGCCACGGCGACAUGCACUCGUUCGUGCGCACCUGCAAGAAGCUGCGCGAGGACGAGGCCGCCCGGCUCUUCUACCAGAUCGUCUCGGCCGUGGCGCACUGCCACGACGGCGGCCUGGUGCUGCGAGACCUCAAGUUGAGGAAGUUUGUCUUCAAGAACGAGGCCAGAAGCGCUCUGAAGCUGGAGAGCCUGGAGGACACGUACAUCCUGGCGGGCGGCGACGACUCGCUCUCCGACAAGCACGGUUGCCCGGCCUACGUCAGCCCCGAGAUCCUCAACGCCGGCGGCAGCUACUCGGGCAAGGCGGCCGACGUCUGGAGCCUGGGUGUCAUGCUCUACACCAUCCUGGUGGGGCGCUACCCCUUCCACGACGUGGAGCCCGGCUCGCUCUUCAGCAAGAUCCGCCGCGGCCACUUCAGCGUGCCCGACGCGCUCACGCCCAAGGCCAAGUGCCUGAUCCGCGCCAUUUUGCGCCGCGAGCCCUCCGAGCGCCUGACCUCGCGCGAGAUCCUCCAGCACCCGUGGUUCGAGGCGGCGGCCGCCGCCGCCGCGUCCCCGCCGGGGGCGGCGCCGGGCGGCCGCGGGGACCCGGACCAGAUGGUGCCCGAUGUGAACAUGGAAGAGGAGCACUUGUUCAGCUGAGCGCAAGCACAAGCGGACGGACCGCGGCUGUAGUUUAGCCAUGUUGUUGCUGCCCCCCCCCACCCCCCAUUCAACAUUUAGACGAGAAAAAAAAUACUCCAAGCCCGGCAUGAUGAACAUCAGAGGCUGACCCACAAAUAAUAAUGUAGCAACAUGUGCUUUUUCAAAAAAGGAAAAAAAAAAAUGUUUUUUGUUUCGGUUUGAUGUGGUGUUUGUAACCAUUAGACACGUUUAUUAUUAUUAUUAUUAUUUUUUUUUACACUACGGCAAGCAUGAAGGGACACACUGACGACAGGAUUCCUCAACAUUUCCGGGAUUAAAAAAAAAAAAAAAAAAAAUUGGCAUCUCCUCAGCAAAAUUUUCGCAACUGCGGCGCUGACACCGUUUGGGCCGCCAUUUUCAAUUUGGAACUUCUGGGAUUUGUCAAAAUUGGAAUCUUUCCGUCACAAUUAACAUACAUUUUGCGGAAUUAUGGAGAAUAAACAUUCUUAAAUCCACUUGAAUGUAUUAUGCUGUAGUUGAAAUAAAUAUGACCGUAGCUACUAUAAUAGAUUUUUUUUUAAAAAGUAAAUUAGUUUGUAUUUAUUUAUUUAUAUUUGACUGUCACCCAUUAAUUUUACUCAAAUUUCUGAAAAAUGGAUUGCACUGAUCCAAGCGUUUCAAUGCCUAAACCGAGCAAUCAUGAGACGAUUCCAGAUUUUAAAACAUUUUUUCCUGGGGGGAUUAAAGGUUAAUUACAUGGAAUAGCAAAUCAAAUUUGUUUAUGUAGCUCAUUUCAUACACGAGCUAACGCAACACGCUUUACGUGAUUAAAAGCAUUUAAAUACAAAACAAAUAAAACCUUUUGAAACUGGGAAAAAAGUAACAUUUUUAGUAUAGUAUAGAAUAGUUUUAUAUUCGAGUGUAAAAAAAAAAAAAAUACAUUUUACUAGCCCAAUAUUGUAAUUACCGGAGUCAUUUUUGUAAGUACUAAUAUUUUGGUUUUAGGCGUCACCCCAAAAAAAAAAAUGAAUGUGAGAAUUCCCGACUUUCCCCGUUUAUUCCCCUAAAUUGACGUUAAAUUUCCCGCAAUUUUCUCAGCGUCUUCCGCCGCCAUCCUUUGAAAUUUUCUAUUUAAAGUCUUUAGAAAAAGAAGAGCGCAGCGUUUAUUUAAAUUCAAAUGAUAUAUAUAUAUAUAUAUAGAUAUAUAUUCUACAAAUAAAUACAACUACAAAUCUCUAUAUUUAAAAAUUACUACAUAGCAGGUUGUUUUGGGGUUUCUUUUUUUUUUUUUCGACACAGGACAUGCUUGUCUCACGCCGGGAAGCCAUCUUGUGUGCCAGUACGCCCGCCGCCACUCCCCCCUUGUCACUCGCUGACGGUAUCCUCCAUCUUACUUGAAUUUGUAAUAAUAAUAGUAAUAAUUUUUAAGAAAAUACUAUUGGCAUGCGUCCACGAAAGCUUGACUAGAAGCAAGGGUUGGGUUUUUAUCAGCUUUAAAUAAAAAUUCUCCCUCUGUACGAGUCAAGAAGCCAGUUGUGUUUUAUUUUACAUUUUUUUUUGGGGGGGGUAGACAGAGCUUCCUUUUUUGAUUUAAGUUGGUGCUGAUUUGGUGCUAAUGUUUAGACGUGGAGGUAGGGAAGGAUGUCUUUGGUGGUGCAUGGUGGGAUAUCUGCCUCAGAUGUUCUGAGUGUAUUGUAAAAAAAAAAAAAAAAAUGAAAAAUGGGAAAAAAAAAGAAAUUCUGGUGUUUUGUCCAAAUUUAUUACUCCGUAAAUAAAAUUGUGAACUGCGAUUGGUGUGGGUUUUUUUUCUAAGCAUGUAUUAAAUUAAAGGUGCCCAAAGACAAAUCAAAGUUAAAAUAUUUUCAUAAAAUUUUGGAAUAUCCAUCCAUUUUCUUAGCCGCUUAUCCUCACAAGGGUCGCGGGGAGUGCUGAGACUAUCCCAGUUAAGUUGAUGCACAUCUCCAAUUUCAGCCAUUUAAAAAAAAAAAAAUUUGAGACUUGAGAAAAUUACCAGACAUUUGUUCCUAAAAAUAUAUAUUUUUUUCUGUACGUUGGUGUUUAUUGAUAAAUAUUAGUUUCCAUUGCUCUUUUUAUUUUAUGGGUGUUUUCAAUUUUUGCGCAAAAUGACUUAAGUUCAUCAUAACAAAUUGUGUUCUCAUCAUACUGUAAAAAUAAAGUACUUGAGUUCCAUCGUGUGGGAAAACAACGUGUACAACGUACAAAACAUAUGAAUAUAAAUAUAAAAUAUGUUGUGAUAUUUUAGGAAAUAGUCAAAUGAAACAAAUUAUUCUUACAAAUGCCAGCUGUCAUCAGUAUCAAUAUUUUGAUAUUCAUCCUUGGUUAUUUUUAUUUUUUGUGUGAUUUGAAAUUGUUUUGCAUUUAUUUUGAGACCAGAUGGACGAAUGUCGAUUCAGUCAAAAGCUAAAAAUAUUGACAGGAUUUAAUAAAAGAAAAAAAAUGCACACAAUCAAAAUAAAUCCA